Messenger RNA from Drosophila hydei, 2146 nucleotides. RefSeq names its product scaffold protein salvador (gene sav). Gene Ontology annotation, molecular function: molecular adaptor activity; protein binding. The coding region runs from base 282 to 1949 and encodes 555 amino acids. Gene Ontology annotation, biological process: regulation of cell population proliferation; apoptotic process; hippo signaling. The record is from RefSeq and is a predicted model, not a curated record. NCBI's taxonomy places the organism in Eukaryota, Metazoa, Arthropoda, Insecta, Diptera, Drosophilidae. The transcript is spliced from 3 exons.
GAAACUGAUUGUGGAAUUCCGAUGAUGGUUCAGUUAUACAAUUGUGUUUAGUUUAGUUCAUUCGAUUGUAUAGUUUACUUAUUGGAUAAAUAUAAAGGAUUUAUAGCGGAACUAAGUGAACUGAACUAAGCUAUUCGUUCACAUUAGUGCAUCGACUGAUCGGAAAAAGAACCAAAAUACUUUUGUUAGGCAUAAAUUAGUAGUUCGUUAAAUGAACUUAUAAAAAAGAAGAAAACGAAAAAUACAUAUAUAAUUAAGUUAAUUCACGACGUCUGCGUUGCAUGAACUAUUUAACAAUUUUGCUGUGUAAUCGUAAACCGACGAUGCUUUCGCGCCGAAGCAAAGACAAAUCGCAGGCACAUAAAGAAGGCGUUGUGGGCAAAUAUGUUAAGAAGGACACGCCGCCUGAAAUACCGGUAAUAAACGUAUGGACCUCCUAUCCAGACCAACAAAACCAACGUGCCAAAAAGAAAUCAUUGCAACGCUGUGCUAGCACGUCGCCUAGCUGUGAAUUCAAACCGCGCAGCUCCAGUUCUAGUCGCAAUACAUAUUCGUGCAGCGAUGUUCAGCCGGAUUAUUAUCAUGCGCGACGAGCUCAAAGUCAAAUGCCCUUGAAUAACAAUAAUAAUCAACAAACGCUGCAGCCACCGACAACGUCCAAUACUCAGUUUCAGCAAAGUAACUAUGUUAAUAUUGAGCAAAUGGAGCGUAUGCGACGUCAGCAAUCCUCCCCACUGCUCCAGACGCCCACAAGAGGCUUCCAACGUAGUUAUUCAACGCAGAAGCAAACACAACCCGUUGGUGCGCCGAGCUAUGAUAUCGAUCAGGGCUUACUUAAUGCCUCCUAUGCUAAUAUGUUACAAAGGCCAACUCAAUUUGCUAUGCCACAGCCAACUCAGCUGCUGCAUCAGCCUGUGCAGCAACAUGCUUCACUCAUAAGAGCUCCACUUGCACAGCAGCAGCAACACUUAGCAGGUCAUAUGAUAGGCAGCUAUUCAAGCGAUUCGUAUCCCAUAUAUGAGAAUCCAUAUCGUGUUUCUUCAAUGCGUGUAACGCAAUCACAGCGCUCCGAAUCUCCUAUAUAUAGCAAUACCACAGCAUCAUCAGCUACGCAUUCACAUCAGCAUCACCAACAUCAUCCACAUCAACAUGCACAUCAUCAGCAAUUUCAUCAUCACUUACCACUGCCCCUAAGCGCAUCGCUGAGCGUUAGUGGACGCGGCCGAAGCUCUGGUAGCACUCGAAUCGCCUCCAGUUCUGUACAGUCUCUCUACGCGCCACCUUUGACUCCACCUGCGGCUAGCAAUUCGUCUGCCGGUGCCGCUGGUGACAGCAAUAGCAAUGGUGCUUUGCAAAAGGUAUCAUCACAGCAGUCCCUGACUGAGAGUGAAGAGCUGCCAUUGCCCCCCGGUUGGGCUACGCAGUACACAUUGCAUGGUCGAAAAUAUUAUAUUGAUCAUAAUGCACAUACCACGCAUUGGAAUCAUCCAUUGGAACGCGAGGGUCUGCCAGUUGGUUGGCGACGCGUUGUAUCCAAGCUGCAUGGCACCUACUAUGAGAAUCAAUAUACCGGCCAGUGUCAAAGGCAACAUCCAUGUUUAACAUCUUAUUACGUUUAUACCACAUCUGCUGAGCCGCCCAAGGCUAUACGACCCGAGGCGCCGUUAUAUGCGCCACCUGCGCAUACGCAUAAUGCUUUGGUGCCAGCAAAUCCCUAUUUGCUAGAAGAGAUACCCAAAUGGUUGGCCGUGUAUUCAGAGGCAGACUCCUCCAAGGAUCAUUUGCUGCAAUUCAAUAUGUUUAGCCUGCCAGAGCUUGAAGGCUUCGAUAGCAUGUUGGUGCGACUGUUCAAGCAGGAGCUUGGCACAAUAGUUGGUUACUAUGAGCGCUAUCGUCGCGCCUUAAUCUUGGAAAAGAAUCGUCUUGCGGGUCAUAAUAAGCUACAAUAAGCUGGACAGCAUGAAUAUUUACCCCAUAAGUUAUACCACCCUUAACAUAACUUCCGGACAAUUCGUUUUGAUUUCUAAAAAGAAUUUCAAUCAGUUUGUAAACUGUGAUAUAAUUUGACUAAAAACGAAUGGAAUAUAAAAGAAAAACUGUUUUGAAUUGCAGUUUAAGUUCUUGCUUGACUUUUUGCUUUAGCACA